This is a messenger RNA of Vespa mandarinia (Asian giant hornet), 1584 nucleotides long. RefSeq names its product rRNA 2'-O-methyltransferase fibrillarin (gene Fib). NCBI's taxonomy places the organism in Eukaryota, Metazoa, Arthropoda, Insecta, Hymenoptera, Vespidae. The record is from RefSeq and is a predicted model, not a curated record. Gene Ontology annotation, cellular component: Cajal body; nucleolus; box C/D methylation guide snoRNP complex. Gene Ontology annotation, biological process: rRNA methylation; box C/D sno(s)RNA 3'-end processing. Gene Ontology annotation, molecular function: histone H2AQ104 methyltransferase activity; RNA binding; rRNA methyltransferase activity.
GAUAAUCGAAUUGCCGGAAGUCAGUUUUCGAUAUAAAUGUAACUUCCGUACCGGAUCGGCGUCGCACCGGGGUGACGCACGUGUUCAAGAAAGUAUUUAGACUGAGUUUAUAAGUUCAAUAAUAAGUGACAAUAAAGACAUAACUCAUAUGGGGAAACCAGGGUUUUCACCAGGGGGUGGUUUUAGAGGUAGAGGAGGAGGUGGCCGUGGAGGUGGCAGAGGUGGUGGUGGUGGUGGUGGUGGUGGGAGAGGUGGAGGCAGUAGUUUUGGAAGAGGAGGUGGUCGUAGAGGAGGUAGAGGAGGUGGAAGAGGUGGAGGUACUCCAAGAGGACGUGGUGGAAGAGGUGGUCGUGGAGGAGGAGGAGGAGGAUUCAAAGGAGGCAAGACUGUUAUUAUAGAACCUCAUCGUCACGAAGGUGUCUUUAUUGCUAGAGGAAAAGAAGACGCGUUAGUUACUUUAAAUCUGGUACCUGGUUCAGAAGUUUAUGGUGAAAAGAGAAUUAGCGUAGAGGGAGAAAAUGGUGAAAAGAUUGAAUACAGAGUAUGGAAUCCCUUUAGAUCUAAAUUGGCUGCUGCUAUUCUUGGAGGUGUAGAUCAGAUUCAUAUGCCUCCUGGAAGCAAAGUGUUGUAUUUAGGUGCUGCAUCGGGAACUACUGUUUCACAUGUUGCAGAUGUUGUUGGACCUGAAGGACUCGUAUAUGCGGUAGAAUUUUCACACAGAUCUGGAAGAGAUCUUAUAAAUGUAGCCAAGAAAAGGACAAAUAUUAUUCCUAUAAUAGAAGAUGCUAGGCAUCCUCAUAAAUACAGGAUGCUUAUGGGAAUGGUAGACACGAUAUUUGCAGACGUAGCACAGCCAGAUCAAGCUAGAAUAGUAGCCUUAAAUGCUCAGUAUUUUCUUAAAAAUGGAGGUCAUUUUGUUAUUUCUAUUAAGGCAAGCUGCAUAGAUUCGACUGCUCAACCAGAAGCAGUUUUUGCAUCAGAAGUGAAGAAACUCAUAGCCGAUAAAUUAAAACCACAGGAACAAAUUACACUAGAACCUUAUGAGAGGGACCAUGCUGUAGUAGUUGGUGUGUUUAGGCCACCACCUAAAAAGUCCAUUUAAAUUUAUGUAUAAAUGCAUCUUAUGUUUACAGUUAUUCUUAAAUUCAAUGGAAACAUAUUCCACAAUUUUUUAUUACAUCCAAUUAAAAGAUCAAUCAUACAGAUGGUGUGCAAUUUGUACACAAAAGAAAAUAGUUUUAUAAUGUUAUUUUAAGAUAUUGGAUAAAGUUUGUUACUAUCAUAGAAAUGAUGCAUUAAGAGAAUGUUUAUUACUAUAGAUAAAUCUUUCCUACUUUUAUUUUUAUCAAGAAUUCGAACGUUGAUGUGUAAUAUAAUGUACAAAUAAGCUGAAUUAUUCUGAUGGUUUGAUAUAAAAGUAAUUUUUUAUAUCAAAAUACAAUUCUUUUGGCUACAGUGUACAGUUACAGAAUGGCUAAACUUAGAAUUAUUAUAUGAAUUAUCUAAGAUAAUAUUAACAUUUUACAUCUGCAACAACAAUUUUGAAUUAUAUCUUUCUUAAAAAAUAUAUAAAGUAGAUAAGAA